ACACUCGCCGCAGUGGGCGUGGCUCUGCUCUCCGCUCUGCCCACUGCCUCCGCCGGCUUGUAUCUCAAGAGCUCGCCUGUCGUGCAGGUAGAUGCAAAGAACUACGAUAAGCUCGUAGCUCGAUCCAAUUACACCACUGUCGUGGAGUUCUAUGCACCGUGGUGCGGCCACUGCCAGAAUCUUAAGCCAGCCUACGAGAAGGCAGCCAAGAACCUGGACGGAUUGGCCCAGGUCGCAGCUGUGAACUGCGAUGAGGACGCGAACAAGCCUCUCUGCGGGCAGUUUGGCGUCCAAGGUUUCCCGACCAUCAAAAUCGUGAGGCCCGGCAAGAAGAUCGGCAAGCCUAUGGUCGAAGACUACAACGGACCGCGGACUGCCAAGGGAAUUGUCGACAUCCUCGUCGACAAGAUCAACAACCACGUGAAGAGAGUGACGGACAAAGACAUCGACAGCUUCCUGGAAACCAACAACGAGACGGCCAAAGCGAUCCUAUUUACCGAGAAGGGAACCACGAGUGCCCUGCUGAAGAGCAUUGCCAUUGACUUCCUGGAUGUGAUCCCGGUGGCUCAAGUCCGAAACAAGGACACCAAGACCAAUGAGUUGUUCAACAUCAAGUCGUACCCGUCAUUGGUCCUUCUUCCCGGCGGCGAGGCUUCCGGCAUCUUGUACGAUGGUGACAUGAAGAAGGAGGCCAUGGUCAAAUUCCUCUCGCAAGCCGGUGCGCCGAACACUAACACGGCAUCAGAGAAGCCUAAGGCAGCGAAGAAGGAAAAGAAAGAGAAGGCUUCAUCGAAGAGCACGGCGGCAACUGACGAGUCUACUUCAACCAUCGUUGUCGAGCCCGAGGCCACGAAGGUGGCUGAGGUUGCACCUGCCAUUCCGGCUAUCACCGACACAGCCAAGCUCACAAAAGAGUGUCUCGGUCCCAAGACCGGAACCUGUAUUCUGGCUCUUGUUCCACAGUCUCACGGUGACGAGGCCGAAAAAGCUCUGACCAGCUUGUCCGAGAUUGCCUUCAAGCAUGCCCAGAGUCAACGCCACCUCUUCCCCUUCUUCGAAGUUCAUGCCGAGAACGAAGGCGUCGCGGCGCUGGCUAAAAGUCUUGAGGUAGCGGGUGACAUCGAGAUCAUUGCCGUCAAUGGCAAGCGUGGCUGGUGGCGACACUUCGGGGGAAGCGAUUUUGGCGUCGAGAGUGUGGAGAGCUGGAUUGACGCCAUACGUCUGAGCGAGGGUGUCAAGAAGAAGCUUCCUGAGGGUGUCAUUGUCGAGCCCGCUGUUGAGGAGCCC
Pseudomassariella vexata is the source of this 1287-nucleotide messenger RNA. RefSeq lists its product as uncharacterized. Gene Ontology annotation, molecular function: protein-disulfide reductase activity; protein disulfide isomerase activity. The record is from RefSeq and is a predicted model, not a curated record. Gene Ontology annotation, biological process: response to endoplasmic reticulum stress. Gene Ontology annotation, cellular component: endoplasmic reticulum lumen. NCBI's taxonomy places the organism in Eukaryota, Fungi, Ascomycota, Sordariomycetes, Amphisphaeriales, Pseudomassariaceae. The annotation marks the transcript as partial. The transcript is spliced from 2 exons.